AAUAACGCAAAUUCGAACCACCCCACUAACGACACGUGUCCUGUCUCUUCUCGUUUGACGAGUCAACUGCUGAGAAAAUUACUCCUCACUGACAAGGAUUAAGUCGCCAUGAACGCCGGCAGCCGUUUUUUCCAGAGAGCCUCUGAGGCUUUCCGCCGCUACCCCUUUCUCCCCAAAGCACUCGUCAUUGUCACCAUCAGCGGUGGAGGUCUAGCGGCAUCCACACAGACGAAUCUACUGGGCACCACUGCAUAUGCGGAUGCGGGUGAGGUGAAGAGGAAGAAAGUUGUAGUCUUAGGAACAGGUUGGGCAGGCAUGAGCUUUCUGAAAACGUUGAAGGAUCCAUCCUACGAUGUUCAGAUCGUGUCUCCUCGGAACUUCUUCGUUUUCACUCCGCUGUUGCCCAGUGUCACCGUGGGCACGGUUGAGGCGCGCAGCGUUGUUGAGCCGAUACGCAAAAUUGUCAGAGGCAAAAAAUUCGACGUCCAGUUCAAGGAAGCCGAAUGUUACAAGAUUGACACAGAGAAGAAGAAAGUGUUUUGCCGUUCAUCACAGGAGUCCAGUAUGGGUCGAUCUGCGGAAGAGUUUUCAGUCGAUUAUGACUACUUAGUGAUCGCCAUGGGUGCUCGUUCCAACACGUUCAACACCCCAGGUGUUGUGGAGCAUGCGCACUUCUUGAAGGAAAUAGAAGAUGCCAAGAAGAUCAGGAGGAAUGUGAUAGAUUGCUUUGAAAGAGCAAACCUUCCCAGUGUCCCUGAGGAGGAGAAGAAGAGGCUUUUGAACUUUGUUGUUGUGGGAGGUGGCCCUGCUGGAGUGGAGUUCGCUGCAGAGCUUCAUGAUUUGGUGACAGAGGAUUUGUUCAAGCUGUACCCACAUCUCAAAGAGUAUGUCAAGAUCACACUCCUCGAGGCCGGGGGUCAUAUUCUUAACAUGUUUGACAAAAGAAUUACAGCUUUUGCUGAAGAGAAGUUCCGAAGAGAUGGCAUUAAUCUGAAAACUGGGUCGAUGGUUGUUAAGGUUUCUGAUCGUGAGAUUACAACCAAGGAGUUCAGCACUGGCAAAACAGCCUCAAUACCUUAUGGGAUGGUUGUCUGGUCCACUGGUAUUGGAACUCGCCCUGUUGUCACAGAUUUCAUGAAGCAAAUUGGCCAGACAAAUAGGCGAGUCUUGGCAACAGACGAAUGGCUUCGAGUGGAAGGAUGCACAGACAUAUAUGCCUUAGGUGACUGUGCCACUAUAAACCAACGUACAGUCAUGGAAGACAUUGCGGCCAUCUUUAGCAAGGCAGACAAGAACAAGUCUGGUACCCUGAAAAUGGGAGAUUUCAAGGAAGUGAUUAAUGACAUAAGUGAAAGGUAUCCUCAAAUAGAGAUUUAUCUGAAGAAGAACAAGAUGAAAGGUUUUGCUGACCUGCUCGGGAGUGAAGAAGAUGGCACUGAAAUCAACAUCGACAAGUUUAAGACGCUGCUCUCUGAGGUCGACCUGCAAAUGAAAACUCUUCCUGCUACAGCACAGGUUGCUGCUCAACAGGGUGCUUACCUGGCAGACUGUUUCAACCGCAUGGAAAUAUGCGAACAGAGCCCAGAAGGUCCAAUAAGGUUCCGGGGGACAGGACAGCAUAGAUUCCGUCCUUUUAGGUACAAACAUUUCGGGCAGUUCGCACCACUGGGCGGAGAACAGACGGCGGCUCAGCUCCCCGGAGACUGGGUUUCCAUAGGACAGAGCACCCAGUGGCUUUGGUAUUCAGUGUAUGCAAGCAAAUUGGUAAGCUGGCGCACAAGGAUUUCGGUUGUGACCGAUUGGGUUCGGCGCUUCACUUUUGGUAGAGACUCCAGCCGAAUCUGA
This is a messenger RNA of Ipomoea triloba (trilobed morning glory), 1845 nucleotides long. RefSeq names its product external alternative NAD(P)H-ubiquinone oxidoreductase B4, mitochondrial-like. The transcript is spliced from 10 exons. Gene Ontology annotation, molecular function: NADH dehydrogenase activity; calcium ion binding. Lineage: Eukaryota; Viridiplantae; Streptophyta; Magnoliopsida; Solanales; Convolvulaceae. The coding region runs from base 109 to 1845 and encodes 578 amino acids. The record is from RefSeq and is a predicted model, not a curated record.